Messenger RNA from Fonsecaea multimorphosa CBS 102226, 3228 nucleotides. RefSeq lists its product as uncharacterized. Gene Ontology annotation, molecular function: protein binding. NCBI's taxonomy places the organism in Eukaryota, Fungi, Ascomycota, Eurotiomycetes, Chaetothyriales, Herpotrichiellaceae. The transcript is spliced from 2 exons. The record is from RefSeq and is a predicted model, not a curated record. The coding region runs from base 1 to 3228 and encodes 1075 amino acids.
AUGGAUGAGGAUAUGGUGGACACCGGUCCUCGAGGCCGGCACCGGUCUGUGCUUCGGGGGACCGAGCUAGGACAACGCCAACGAAGUAAAGACAACCUCGGGCACGCCAGAAUGAUGGAGUCGGACAGCUUGCUCGGCCAAUUCUCAUUUGCACCAGCCACACAAACCACCGUCGUCACCACAACCACGACUACUACAACCAAGUUCCCUCCCUUCAUCAUCCGUCCACUGCGGCGGACGAAGGACUUGGAUCUCAAGCAAUACCCUUUGGCAGCCAGCCCCACCCCGGCCGGUUUGAAGAAGAUACACUUCGAAAUAGGAGGGAAACACACAAUAUUUCGCGAGGCGGAAGAUACCACGCUGGCACUGGAGCAGUUACAAGAGGAGCAACGGUCUCUUCGAAAUGCCAAUGGGGCACUCGAAACCGUGGAGACCUUUCAGCCUUACACUGAUGUCCCGUCAGCAGGCUCAAAGUUUACCUCCGUCCGGCGGAGAGUCCAGAGAAGACCGGCAUCGCCAGAAUCUAUUACUGACAGCGAAGAACAUCCGCAAUCGCGCGACCCUUCGUUUACGUCAAGUCGUGCUGGCCCGUCGACAAGGUAUCGCUCCGACCCUGUCGUCUCGAAUUCCCACUACCAAUCCAUAAACCCCAUCACCCCAGACAGCAUCCCGAAAUCCAGCAAUGGAUCCCGCGUGCUCAAUAUGCGAGAGCCGCGAGAGCAGGCUAGUUCAUCCAGAAGCAAAAAUACGCUUCUCCCCUCGCCAAAAAUGCACCAGCAGCCACCAUUUCCAAACCCAGAGUCCUCAUCCCCAAGACCUACGCAAUAUUAUUCCCUAGAAUCAGAAGAUGGAGCCUCGUCAGCCGAUCGCUCCCAUUUAGAACGGAGGACUCAUAGAGACAUUUCACAAGAAACCGCAGUGCCUACGCCGCCUAUAAUGGAGGACGCUGAGCCGUCUUCAGCAAGGCCUCGCAGUAGGCGCGCUCUAUCAUCCGUUCCAGCUCGGUUGCAUGUCGCGGAAAGCCCAUCCGUCCAGGACGGAAGUCUUCCUAGUCCGAGUCUUUCUCCUGUCACGGCUGCAGCAACACUACAGAACGCUGGAUACUUUGCAGACGUCGACUCAAAUUCGGAAAUCUCCUCACAGCAUGACGGGAUAUCAAGAGCUCUUGUGCCGGACAGACAGUCGCCCAGCUCUGGACACUCCCCUCAAGUCGUGGACUUGCGUUCUCGUCACGAUUCUCGCCAGCUCUCUCGGUUUGCCAAUGGCUCAGUCGCCGAGAUCCCGGCGAUGCUUGACUACUUUGAGGCCAUCCCAGAUGAACUGAAGAGCUACGUAAUGCACCAGCUCCUCCGCCGAUGCCCUAAGCCUACACUACAAGUCGUUGCGGACGCCGUCAACCCUGCGUUGAAAUGCGAUUUCCUUUCCCUCCUUCCACCCGAAUUGGCACUCAACGUCCUCAAAUAUCUUGAUGUCAAGAGUCUCUGCAGGGCAGCGCAGGUGUCGAGAAAAUGGCGGCAGAUGGUCAACGGUGAUGAAAGAGCCUGGAAAGAACUAUUUGAUGCAGACGGGUUCACAUUGCCAGAAGGAGAAUUGCAACAGGCUAUUGCCGAAGGUUGGGGCUGGCAAGACCCGUCCGGUCCAUAUGGAUACGAAGAGAACAUCGCCGACUCGACUCCUACCAGGCACGACACAAGCGCUGAUGCCUAUUCUCUCGCAGCACACUCCACCAAUAGGUUUAGUGGGAUCCUUCGAUCUAAGCGGAAGGCCUCCACGUCGCUCUCCAAUCGUAACAAACAAGUCAAACGUGUCAAGUCUGACUCCGGGGAACCCUCGGCUGACGUCACUUCUUUCGACCUCUUGAAUGACAUUUCCUUCGCCGACGGCCCAUAUAAUGCGGCACACUCGGCCUUGAUGGCCGUCCCCCAACCCAACAUUGGCCUCCCAAGUCUUACAGGUUUACAUCUCUACAAAUCCCUCUAUCGGAGACACUAUCUUAUUCGAAGGAACUGGAUGUUUGAAGAUGCGAAACCUCAACAUAUCGCGUUUCGCGCGCACGACUCCCACGUCGUUACUUGCCUUCAAUUUGAUACCGACAAGAUCGUGACGGGCAGUGAUGAUAACAACAUCAACGUCUACGAAACCAAGACCGGGAUCUUACGGGCGAUCCUGACGGGACACGAAGGCGGGGUCUGGGCUCUGCAAUACGAGGGAAACACACUGGUCUCGGGGUCGACGGAUCGAUCAGUACGUGUCUGGAAUAUCGAAGAAGCACGUGAGACCCACGUCUUCCGCGGGCACACAUCAACAGUACGAUGUCUUCAAAUUGUAUCCCCUGUCCAAGUUGGAGAGAAUGCAGAAGGCCGGCCUAUUAUGAUGCCCAAACAGCCUCUGAUCAUCACGGGAUCCCGCGACUCUACCUUACGAGUGUGGAAGCUUCCACGGCCAGAAGACCCACCAUUCAUCCAAGCUGAAAAUGAAGUCGAUGCGGAUGAUUGUCCCUACUUUGUACGGACCUUGUCCGGUCAUCAGCAUUCUGUACGUGCAAUCGCAGCUCAUGCAGAUACUUUGGUAAGUGGAAGCUACGAUUGCACGGUUCGUGUGUGGAAAAUAUCCACGGGCGAGACUAUCCACCGCCUCCAAGGCCACACACAGAAGGUCUACAGCGUUGUCCUCGACCAUGAACGCAAUCGCUGCAUAAGCGGCUCAAUGGACAACAUGGUGCGUAUUUGGGAUCUUAACACGGGUUCCCUCAAAUAUAGCUUGGAGGGGCAUACCUCCCUGGUCGGUCUACUGGACUUGAACUGCGAUAAACUGGUCUCCGCAGCGGCCGACUCGACGCUCAGAAUAUGGGACCCGGAGACUGGACAGUGCAAAGCCACGCUGAGCGCACACACAGGUGCUAUCACCUGCUUCAAGCAUGACGGUCAGAAAGUCAUCUCCGGCUCUGACAGAACGCUGAAAUUGUGGAAUAUCAAAACCGGCGAAUGCGUCAAGGACCUGCUCUCCGACCUCAGCGGAGUGUGGCAGGUGAAGUUCAACGAAAGGCGCUGCGUUGCGGCAGUGCAGCGUGAUGGAUUGACAUUCAUAGAGGUUCUAGACUAUGGCGCUGCCCGAGACGGCGUCCCUGAUUACAAUCUCGGUCGCAGAAUCGUCGUCGACGCGGAUGGGAUAGAAGCCAAUCACGACGACAACGGAUAUUUGGAUCUGGACGGCACCGUUGAUGCGUGA